Molecule: messenger RNA, 684 nt
Organism: Paramecium sonneborni
Lineage: Eukaryota; Ciliophora; Oligohymenophorea; Peniculida; Parameciidae
Source: the annotation of a GenBank genome assembly
AUGAAUAAUGGAUAGGCUUCCCUAAAUCAACUUAAUUUUCAUACUCAAUCUUAAAACCCAGCACUUUUAUAGAGUCUUUAAGAAGAAAAUAUGAGAUUAAAAUAAGAAUUAUAAUAGACUAAGGAAACUCAUAUUUAAACAUGCUUGAGACUGUAAAAUGAAAAAAAAGAGAUGGGUUCAAAGAUAUAAGACUUAUAAAUUUAGGUGGAUCAAUAAAAUAAAGAAUUAUUAGUUCUAAGGUAUCUUUAAAACUAUUAAUAUUUCUAAUAGAAAUUCAUAAAAAGAGUCACAAAAUAAUAUUGAAAUUUCAUAAAACCUUAAGGAUAAAUGCAUAGAGUUAUAAUUCACAAACUAGGAAUUAACAUUAUAAUUGGAUUAAUUAAGGUAGAACAAAUAGUUAGUUAUCAUUGAAGUAAAAUAUUAAACUAAUAUAAGUGCAAACCUGAAGUUAGUUAAUAAUAUAAAUUAGAAAUUGUUCAUUUAAAAUUUACUCAGAAUAUGAAUAAUAUGCAAGUUGAAUAUUAAAGGAAAGUCAAGGAUAUUGAAUUUAUAGGCUAUGGAGAAUCAUAAGAUCAAUGUUUUAUCUUCCGAUGUAAAUGUUAAUUAUCAUAAAUUCCUAAAGAAGGAUAAAAUCCAUAGAUAAUUUAAAACAAUCAUGAGAUAUUAAUAAAGUUCUAAAUUUGA